Pseudomyrmex gracilis is the source of this 2604-nucleotide messenger RNA. RefSeq names its product UDP-glucuronosyltransferase 2B20-like. Gene Ontology annotation, molecular function: UDP-glycosyltransferase activity. The transcript has 3 exons. Bases 210 to 1868 code for a protein of 552 amino acids. The record is from RefSeq and is a predicted model, not a curated record. Lineage: Eukaryota; Metazoa; Arthropoda; Insecta; Hymenoptera; Formicidae.
GUCGGUGCGUCGAAACGCUGAGUUAGUUCACUAUAUAAUUGUGUAUAAAAGUAGCUGGAUCGAUUAUCGACUCGCCAGUUGAUGGCAAAGAUCCGCUGCGCGGCGCAAGUUGAUCGCUCGUGCAAGUUGAUCUCGCGAAAGUGCCGAUCAUCUGGUUUUUUCGUGAGCAAAGCAAACGCAAUAAUACAUUAGAAAAAAUACAUUAGAACAUGCGUCUAAUUUACUCGUUCGUCGGCAUCUUUUUGAUCGCGGUGUGUCUUUCGUGCCGUUGCGAAGCCGGCAACAAGACCGCGUUUGUGAACACCGACAAGUCGAAACUUAACAUUUUAGCUGUCUUUCCUCACCUCGGCAAAAGUCACUUCGAUGUGUUCAAACCGCUCGUGGAGGAGCUGGCUCGUCGAGGUCACAACAUUACCGUGAUCUCGCACUUCCCCAGAAGCGAGAGCGCCAAAGCUAAGGAACCUCUGCCCGCUUACAAGGACAUCAGCCUGGUGGAUCCUAAGAUCGGUGUCUUCGUGAACAUCAUAGACCUUCAUCAGGUCGGCCAAUAUCAGUCGAUAUUUGGUCCUUUGAUGAAUCUUAUCAGUCUCAGAGUCUUCGCUGAUCAAGGAUGCGGCAUGAGCCUUCGAAACCCAGACGUCACGAAACUCCUUCGAUCCAACGAGACGUUUGACGUGAUUCUUAACGAGAACUUUAACACCGAUUGCUGCCUAGGUUUUUCUUAUCGGUUCAAAGCGCCCUAUCUGAGUCUGUCGUCGCAUCAGAUCAUGCCGUGGACUAACGAAGACAUGGAUAACGAGGACAACCCCAACUACAUCCCGUCAAUAUUGACGGGCUACACCAGACCGAUGAGUUUUGUCGAUAGAAUAAUGAAUACGUUGAUUAUGUCAACGCAAAAGAUAAUGUAUGACUAUUGGUUUCGACGUAAAGACAGAGUCUUCGCGGAAGAGGCUUUUGGUCCCGACCUCCCUGAUUUAAAAGAGAUCGCCAAACAGGCGCAGGCGCUGCUGGUGAACACUCACUUCAGCAUUCACGGCAGCAGGUCUUACGUGCCAAAUGUGGUGGAGGUUGGUGGACUUCACAUUCCGUCCAAAAUUAGUCCGCUACCGAAGGACAUCGCCGAAUUUCUCGACAAUGCGCACGAAGGUGUGCUCUAUUUCAACAUGGGCUCCAUGAUUAAGUUAACGACAAUGCCGGAAGAAAAGCUAGACGUUAUAUUCAAAGUGAUCGGCUCGCUACCGCGGAAAGUGAUCUGGAAAUGGGAAGCUGACGAGCUGCCGCGCAAAUUGGACAAUGUGAUGAUCAAGAAAUGGCUGCCUCAGUUUGACGUGCUAAAUCAUCCGAACGUCAAGUGUUAUCUGGGCCAUGGCGGUCUUCUCGGACUCUCGGAAGCAGUCUAUGCAGCUGUGCCAAUGGUUUUAAUCCCGAUGUUCGGCGAUCAGCAUCACAAUGCAGGCGCUUUGAAGACCAGAGGUUCCGCAAUAGUGCUCGAAUACAAUAAUCUGAACGAGCAGUUGCUCAAACACGCUCUGGACGAAGUCUUCAACAAUACCAGUUACCGCGAGAACGCCUUGAGGGUUUCGAGGGCUUACCGUGAUCGACUUGCCACCCCGUUGGAGACGGCGGUAUGGUGGACGGAAUACAUCGCCCGUGGCAAUGGCAACCCUUACUUGCACAGCGAUCGCGCGGCUCUGUCCUGGUACCAGCGUUAUCUCAUCGACGUCGGGCUCGUUUUGAUUAUCUUCUUCGCGGCGCUCAUCUACAUCCUCUUCCGGUUGAUCAAGCUGCUGCUGUCGUUGCUCCGCGCCGUCAAAGGAACGAUGCUGGGGGGUGAUGCGUCUGCAAAGAAGUGGAAGAAGGUGAACUGAUGGCAGACGCGUCGUGUCAAGAAAAUGAUUACGAGCGAAGAGAAAACGGGGGUUUUUUUUUUUUUUUUUUUCGAAAGUGUCGACGGUGAAAUUACGACGAAGUCAAUUUCGACGGAAGAGAAUGUAAUCGACGGGCGGAAAUAAAUCGACCAUCGCGGAAAAAUCAUUUGUCAUAAAACUUGUCAGAGAAGAGAAAGAGAGAGAGAAAGAGACUCUUGCUCUCGUUUGUUAUUAAAAUCUCUCGUUCGUAUAUCUUUCACGCGGCUGCUCAGAUUAUCGACGUGCGAUAUUUACAGGCGAAGUUACACGGUAACAAACGUGUCGGCUGGUUAGAGAGUUUUAAUUAUUAUCGGCGAUUAUUUUUUAUCCGGAAGAACUGUGUGUGUGUGUGUGUGCGAGCGAGUCUUAAAAACUGAAGUGAAGCAUAUAAAGUCAAUUCUUCAGAUAUUUCUGCAAUAUUUUACGAUAUCCAAGUAUAACCGUUAACUAAAACUCGUUCGAACAACGCGCAGAUGGUGUAAAACUUAUAGUUUGCCAGGUUUUUUUUUUUUACCACGUCCCGUUUUAUAUAUGGGAGGACGGCGAAACUAUUCUUCAUUUUCUGCCGAGUUGCGUCGCUUAAAGCAUUUGUUCCUUCGUUCCGGCUGCAGUCCAAGUUAAAGAGAGUUCAUUACUUUUAUUUCGCGCGCAUGUUACCAUUCGCGUAGACGCACACACUAGAGAAAUAAAAAAAAAA